GUUACUUUCUACAUACAUGCUUUGCAACAAAAGUCAGAUUGAAUUGAGUUUUCACUGCUUUUCCCCCCUGAUAUUUACCUAGCAAGAUCAUGUCCAAGUUUUUAUCAAAAAUCCUACUUCCUAUAUUAAAACGCGAGGCCGGGAUGUGUCAUGUUGAUGAAGAAAACAUGAUGAUCGAAAACCCUAAUAAGAUCAUUCGAAAGUUGCAGAUUAAUAAUAUUAAGAACAAUCGUGGGCCAGUCGAAGAUGUUGAAGAAGAAGAGACAGAAAAAGAUGAUGAUGCAUGCAAGAAACUGAAAAAAAAUUCUGUCGAGAAAAUCGAUGAAAAUAUAUACAAAGCAGACCUUGAAGUUUUAAGAGAAAAGUCACUCAAGAAACCGGUUGUUGAGGACCCAUUGGAGAACGACUCAUUAACUAUAUCCUCUGAAUCCAGUGAGACAAAAAGAAAGAGCAAAUCAUGCAAAAAGAAGGCGAAAAGUAAUGGCAGAAGUGGAGAAGGAUCUUCGUCAAGUAACAACAAGAAAAGCCGCAUUAAUCCGAGGGAAGUUCCAGCGCCUCCAUUGCCCAUACAAUUCAAAAAUGCAAUUCUUGACAUAGCACAAGGUAGAACUGUCUCGGAAGUAAAGUUGGUGAUACAGAAGCAAUUGUUCGCUAGUGAUACGGCGAAGGAUCAAAAUCGGUUCACCAUUCCGGCAAAUCAGAUUAGAGAGGAGUUCCUGAGCAAUGAAGAGAAGAUGUAUCUGUCAAGGUACGCAAGUAAGGGACGAAAAAUGGCUAUGGAAGUGAAGAUAAUUGAGCCAUUGCUUGGAGAAGGAACUGUGGAGUUGAGAAAGUGGGACUUGGAGAAAUAUUCAGGACGUUCAAGCUUGUCCUACGUGUUGAAUAAAACUUGGGGGGAAAUUCUUGAGAAUAAUAAACUCGAGAUUGGAAAUGUCAUGCAACUUUGGGCUGUUCGAGUUGAUGAAGAAUUGGACAUUGUUGCUCCAGAAGGGGCGGAACGAUCGUAUGUACUUCCAUGCUCCAGCCAAAUCACAUAUAUUAUCAAGUACGGGAGAAACACAAGAGAAAGAGAAUAUAGGAGCUCAGUGAGCGUGGAUACCUUUGAUCACAAGUUUGAUUUCCUAUACCAAUACUUUCUUGAUCGAGUUUGUCGUACCUGGCUUGCCUAUUACGAUUUACCUAACUGGCGUGGUUUGGAGGCUAUUACGUCAGCCCUAGGGAUUACCCAGUGCGCACCCAAAGGGUAA
Messenger RNA from Olea europaea var. sylvestris, 1247 nucleotides. RefSeq names its product putative B3 domain-containing protein At3g24850. Lineage: Eukaryota; Viridiplantae; Streptophyta; Magnoliopsida; Lamiales; Oleaceae. The record is from RefSeq and is a predicted model, not a curated record. Bases 90 to 1247 code for a protein of 385 amino acids. The transcript has 3 exons. Gene Ontology annotation, molecular function: DNA binding.